Sinocyclocheilus rhinocerous is the source of this 909-nucleotide messenger RNA. Its product is annotated as SLAM family member 9-like. The record is from RefSeq and is a predicted model, not a curated record. Lineage: Eukaryota; Metazoa; Chordata; Actinopteri; Cypriniformes; Cyprinidae. The transcript has 7 exons. The coding region runs from base 1 to 909 and encodes 302 amino acids.
AUGAUGUUUAAAGAAAAAACGUUUGUUGUCGUCUGGUUUGGCUUUACUUGUCUGGUUGGUGUGUUUGGUGAAACAGAUACAGUGAAGUCCGUGUCAGUUCUGGAAGGAGAUUCAGUCACUCUAAACUCUAGUCUUACUGAAAUACAGACAGAUCAUAAGAUAGCGUGGCAUUUUGGGAAUGAGAGAUCUCUCAUUGCUAGAAUCAAUAGAGAGACCAAAAAAAUCCUUGUUUUUGAUGUGAGUUUCAAAAACAGACUGAAGCUGGACAGUCAGACUGGAUCUCUGACCAUCGAUAAAACCAGAACCACAGACUCUGGACUUUAUGAAGUGUCCAUCAGUAACAGCAGCACAGAGACUAAAUACAGAUUCAAUGUUACCGUCUAUGCUCGUCUGCCUGUUCCUGUCAUAAGCAGUAACUCCUCAAACUGUUCAUCACCAUCAAUGUCCAAAUGUUCAUUUCUGUGUUCAGUGGUGAAUGUGGGUCAUGGGACUCUCUCCUGGUACAAAGGAAACAGUUUAUUGUCCAGCAUCAGUGUGUCUGAUCUCAGCAUCAGUCUCUCUCUACCUCUGGAGAUUGAGUGUCUGGAUGAUUCUUACAGCUGUGUGCUCAACAAUCCCAUCAGCCACCAGACCACACAUCUCAACAACACUCAACACUGUCCGACAUGUUCAGUGAAAGAUGUGUUGAUGAUGUUGUUGAUCUCUGCUGCUGCUGGAUCUCUGUUGAUUGUAGCUGCAGUCAGGAUCUACUGGAUCUACAAGAAACACAGAAAAAUAGACCAAGAAGUCCAGACUCGUACAGAAGAGAUCAUUUACACUGAUCCAAUGUUCCACAAGAGAAACGCACAAAGAGCGAGUGUUAAACAGGAGGACGAUGCAGUGUAUGCUAGUGUUGUCCACAAACGUUAA